Molecule: messenger RNA, 1350 nt
Organism: Paraphaeosphaeria sporulosa
Lineage: Eukaryota; Fungi; Ascomycota; Dothideomycetes; Pleosporales; Didymosphaeriaceae
Product: delta-12 fatty acid desaturas-like protein
Exons: 3
Coding region: 1-1350 (449 amino acids)
Biological process (GO): lipid metabolic process
Molecular function (GO): oxidoreductase activity
Source: RefSeq, a predicted model, not a curated record
AUGGAAACCGAACGAACCGGAUUCAAUACCCACAAAGAGCCGCACCCAUCUGAGUUGCUCGACGCUGGAACCCUCAACAGCAAUGAGCUAAGCAUCAGACAACUACGUACCGCUAUUCCGAGCUAUUGCUUUGAGCCUUCGCUCUUCUGGUCCUUCUUUUAUCUCAUCCGAGAUAUUUCGUAUUCCGCUAUCCUGCUCAGCACACUUUGGUACUGCCUCACCUUGCCACAGGUCGAGCAGUCCAGUCUCCUCUACUAUACACUUGUCUGCAGCUACGGUGUAUGCCAGGGAAUUGUCUGGACGGGCUUGUGGGUGAUCGCUCACGAUGCUGGCCACAGCGGGUUCUCAAAGAUUCCGCUUCUUAACGAUACCGUCGGGUUCGUUCUACACUCGUUCCUGCUCGCGCCAUAUUUCAGCUGGAAGUCAAGUCACCGCCGCCACCACAUUUAUGCCAAUCACAUUGAGAGAGAUUUGAAUUACGUCCCCCCUCAGCGUAGCGAAUACGCUCGCCAGAUCGGUGCUGCCCUGGACAAGAUUGAUGAGGUAGGAGAGGAUGCGCCAGUCGUUUUAACCCUGCGGAUCAUACUCCAACAGUUGAUUGGAUGGAACUGGUACAUCCUAUCCAACAUCACCACCCCUGACACGGCUGUCGUCAAGAAAGGCCUGUCAGUCUGGCGAUACUCCCACUUCGACCCGUGGGGAGGUAUGUUUCGGGACAGUGAGGUCACAGCUAUCAUUCUUAGUGACAUUGGCUGUCUCUCGACCAUCUCCGGACUCUACGUUCUCUAUCGAUACCUAGGGAGUUUCGAGUUGCUGUUCUGGGUCUACGUUGUGCCAUGGUGUGUAGUCAAUCAUUUCAUCGUCAUGAUCACUUUCUUGCAUCAUACACAUCCGGAUGUUCCGAAGUACACCGCAGACAGCUGGACGUUCCUUCGAGGCGCGACCGCUACCAUCGACCGCGACUUUGGUAUCAUCGGCACCCAUUUUUUCCACCACAUCUCCAGCGACCAUGUAACCCACCACCUCUUCUCUUCUAUUCCGCACUACUACAGUCGCACUGCGAGCAAGGCGAUUAUACCGCUGCUAGGCGCUCACUAUCAUGGCCGAGGGACGUUCACGUACAACGACCUGAAGACAUCGUUCCGGGACUGUCAAUGGGUAGAAGAAGAUGCGGCCAGAGAUAGACAUUUUGGUAUCGGAGAUGGCAAUGGCAGAGAAAAGCGAGCUUUAUGGUACAGGAAAGGGAUCAGUCCCGCUCCUGAAAAUGCAUUCCCCGGUGCUCCAGGGACGUCUGUAUCGACGGCAGGGCACGCUAGUCGUCACUCCCUCCAUGACAGCCUGAGUAGCUAA